UUAUCUUUGUUAUUUGUGAAAGUAAAGUUCAAACUUGCAAAAAUUUUGAGAAAAAAGUGAAAAAUAAAAAAAUAUUAAAAAUUAGAAAAAAAUCUCAAAGAAAAACAAAAAAAAAUAUUUUCAUAAAGAAAAGUGUUGAAAAAACCGGCAAAACUGGAGAAACACGAGAAACGUGGCAAUCCACUCAAAAGGAUGCUCAAUUGCAUUAGGAGACGUACGGAGGAGGCACUCCAUUCGAAAAAAAUGUCAAAAACGUCGGAACAGGUGCACAAAGAGUUCGAAAAGGGACUGAAGGUGUUGCUGCUCGGCACUGGCGAAUCCGGAAAAACUACAAUUUUGAAGCAGAUGAAGAUCUUGCAUCAGGAACAGGCAUUCACGGAUGAGGAAAGGAUGAAAAAAGUUGCGGAAAUUCGUUACAAUUUGCAUGAGUCGAUUUAUGAGUUGGUGAGAAAUGUGACGAUUUUGGGAUUAAAUUUUGAUUCUGCUGAACAUCGGAUUAAGGCUGACUACAUUUUGGGCAUUGGCAAAUAUCCUCCACAUGUUUUCGAUGAUGUUUAUUGCAACUGCGUGCAAGAUUUGUGGAUUAACGACAGUGCAGUCCGCAUGGCCUACAAUAACUCAAACGAAUUUCAGCUGAUCGAUAAUGCCAAAUACUUCCUUGACAACAUAGAGACAAUUACAAGGGCAGAUUAUGUGCCGACCAACGAGGAUAUCUUAAAAAGUCGCAAAAUCACGAAUGGCAUCAAAGAAGUGACCUUCAAGAUAAAGUUCCAGAAGGGAUUGAAUUGCGGCUUGCAAACCGUCAAGAUGUUCGAUGUCGGCGGUCAACGAAACAAUCGCAAUAAAUGGCUGCAAGUCUUCGAGGGCAUCGAUGCGGUGCUUUUUGUCAUUUCCUGCGGCGAUUGGGACCAAAAUUUACGCGAAGAUCCCACGCAGAACCGCUUAAAAGAGUCUCUUGAAUUAUUUGAACGCGUUUGGAACAAUCGGUUCUUGCUGCAAGCUGGCAUCAUUUGUUUUCUCAACAAGCAGGACGUGCUGAUGCGAAAAAUCGCCGAAGGCAAACACAUCAAUCAAUAUUUUCCGGACUACGAUAAAUUCCACAUGUCGCCGAAUGAGGGGAAUAUUUUCGAUGAAGCGAUGCGGACACGAUGCUUCAUUAGGAAAAUGUUGAUUGACAUCGCGAAAGAGCCGCCAAAGAGGUUGUCGCAGUUGGCUGGUGGGAGAUGCAAGGAACGACAGGCGUAUUUUCACUACACAAUCGCCACCGAUACGGAAAACGUGAAAAAAGUCCUGAAUGAUUGCCAUGACAUGAUAAUGACGAGAAAUUUGUUCGAUCUCGGGCUGUUGUGAAAGAGAGCUGUUUUGAGAGCAAAAUCUGAAUUUUUGAAUUAUUUUUUGACGACUGUACCUGCAGUUAAUUUUAGUUUUGAUAGAAAUAAGAAAUAAAUUUAAUUUUGUAUUAAUUUGCUUUUUUUAUUAAUUUUUUUUAUUUUAUUAAUUUUUUCUGAUUUUUU
Culicoides brevitarsis is the source of this 1514-nucleotide messenger RNA. It is a transcript of the gene Galphaf, whose product is annotated as guanine nucleotide-binding protein G(f) subunit alpha. The transcript has 6 exons. The record is from RefSeq and is a predicted model, not a curated record. Lineage: Eukaryota; Metazoa; Arthropoda; Insecta; Diptera; Ceratopogonidae. Bases 193 to 1350 code for a protein of 385 amino acids. Gene Ontology annotation, biological process: adenylate cyclase-activating dopamine receptor signaling pathway; sensory perception of chemical stimulus. Gene Ontology annotation, molecular function: G-protein beta/gamma-subunit complex binding; GTPase activity; guanyl nucleotide binding. Gene Ontology annotation, cellular component: heterotrimeric G-protein complex.